AUGAUUCUGGAGUGGGAAGGCAGCGAGAACUCGACAGAAUGUUUGUGCUCCGAUAUUCAGAGAGACGAUUAUUCACCGUUUUUUGAAUGGGCCAACUACUUGACGAUAAUUCUCGCCCUUCCCAUCCUUUCCGUCUUCGGCGUCUUAACCAACAUCAUCAAUGUAUUCCUCUACACUCGAAAAAGGCUGCAGAACUCAGCCAACACUUAUCUCCUAUUCCUUGCCUGUAGUGAUUUCAUGGUUAUCGUCACUGGUCUCUUCAUUUUCUGGAUCGACUCUGCCAGAUCUUACAUUCCUGAGUUAACACAAGCCCCAUAUACAACAGUUUACACUCUCCCAUUCGGAUAUAUGGCACAAACUUGUAGUAUAUACUUCACUGUGGCAGCUGCAGUCGAUUGUUUUGUGAAUGUGUGUUGGCCAUCCCACGCAAAACAUUAUUGUACCGUCCGUCGAGCAAAACAAAUCUGCAUUUCGAUAGUCGUUGUUUCAAUCAUGUACAACUCUCUUCGGUUCCCACAAUUCAAUCUUCGGAAGUGUUUCAAUGACAUCACAAAGGAACAAGUCAUUGAAAUCUGUCCAACUUCUCUUUUCGUCACUAUCAACUCCGUUUACAACAUAUAUAUGUACAUGGUCCUCAUGACUCUUCUCCCAUUUUUCUUCCUUCUCUGCAUUAAUGCAUUCAUUGUGAAAAGACAAUCGAAAGCAAAAACAGAUGAAACGGCUCCUAAGAACGAGGGAACUUCCGAUGACACUAUCACAAUGAUCAUGGUUGUCAUCUUGUUUCUGGCCUGUAACACAUUGGCUUUGGUUGUAAACUUCAUCGAAAACUUCACAGAACCAUCACCAGUUCUUCUUAAUUUUCUAUCGGACACUAGCAACUUUUUAGUAGUUUUCAACUCAUCAGUCAAUUGCAUCAUCUACUUCAUCUUCAAUCAAGACUACAGAGAUGUUUUCAAAAUGUAUUGGAAGAAGCUGAAACGUGUAUUGUAUGAAGAAUACUGUUGUUGUGUACCAGCCGGCUCACGUAAUUACUCCGCUUAUCAGCCAGUUUCAACGAGACUUGUUAUUGAUAAGACUCAAAAUGGAAGUAGCAGUACGAAAUUGAUUCUUCCAUCAUUGGAUUUGAAUAGAAGUGAUCAAGCUAGUUUUGCAGAGUCGGAAAGUGCGGCGUCUCCAAUCUGGCAACCACUAACCACUCGAAACCUUCCAAACGUCGAUUGGCCAAAUAUUGACGAUGACAUUGAUUCUGGGUGGGAUGAUGGAAGUCAAAUGAAAAUGCAGAUCUCCUCCCGAACACCAAAACGAUGGCUAGCUGAAGUGAAUAUCGUCGACAUGGAAUCUUCAGAAGGCCGUCAUCCCAGAAUUUACGUCCGUCCUCUGAAUCAUCUACCAAAUAAUGAAACAAUCUCAAUCACUGCUCUCUAG
This is a messenger RNA of Caenorhabditis remanei, 1425 nucleotides long. RefSeq lists its product as uncharacterized. The coding region runs from base 1 to 1425 and encodes 474 amino acids. The record is from RefSeq and is a predicted model, not a curated record. Gene Ontology annotation, biological process: G protein-coupled receptor signaling pathway. Lineage: Eukaryota; Metazoa; Nematoda; Chromadorea; Rhabditida; Rhabditidae. Gene Ontology annotation, molecular function: G protein-coupled receptor activity. Gene Ontology annotation, cellular component: membrane. The transcript has 9 exons.